ACAUAUGAUCAAAUACUAUAUACAUUAGACAAGUAUGCAAAUAAGUUUGAAGUUUAAAAUACGAGAGGAGUUUGAAAAUGUGCAUAUUCAGCAUAUAUUUUUAUUGUAGGUUGUUAAUGUGCACCAUCCAGGUUCAAAGUUUUAUUCAACCUAGAAAAUCAAAGCUUUAGAAUUAAAAUCCUUAUCAUCUAAUGCUGAUUAAAAACAUGCUGACAAGACAUCAUUAACAUAAUAAAAUAAAAUAUAAUACCCUUACCCUAAGCCUGCCACUAUGUUCAUUACAAAGUCCAUGAUGUCAAUGUGCAGAUGUCCGUCAUACAUAAUCAGUAAAGCACUUUAGAUAAGCUCUGGUAUAUUUAAUGCAGGUUCCACAUUGUUCAAGGGCUGUUGUGUUUGUGUCAAAAUAAGAGCAUGUCCACCUUCCACCCUGACAUUUACACCCUAACACAUUUAAAAACACACCAGACAAAACAACUAAUAGUACUAAAUCUGUUAUAACUAUGAUGAAAUACAUUUAGAUUAAAUAAAAAACAACAGUAAUGAGUUAGUAGAUAGUGUCUUUGGCAAUUUGUAAGUCCUGCUGUUUACUGACAUUGAUUAUGUGAUUUUGACCAGAAAAACUUAACUCUCACUGUUUUUUUCACAAUAGUGUUGCAGAUUCUUUGGCAAUUUAUAAGAGAAGAAUCAAGUCUUCGAGGUGCCGUGCCCCCAAAAAACAGCAUCCUUCUCCGGGAGUGAGAGCCAGGGAGGAAAGAUGGCAGCAUCUAAAAGGGUCCUUCUUGCAACUUUGGAGCAUUUGGGCACCGAGGAGUUUAGAAAAUUCAAGUGGUACCUGCAAGGGGUUCUGGAAAGCUUCCCAGCCAUCAAAAAGAGUCAAUUGGAGAAUGCAGACAGAGAGGACACAGUGGAUCAGAUGGUGCAGGCCUACUGUAUAAACACUAUUAAAGUGACCACAAUGGUUUUACGGGAGAUGAAUCUGAAUGAUCUUGCAGAGAAAUUGUCAAUACCGACCUCAAAACCCACAGAGAUUCCUGUUGAGUGCCAGCAAAAAUUAAAAUCUAAAUUACGGAAGAAGUAUCAAUAUGCUUUCGAAAAAAUCACACAAUCAAGAAAUUCAACUCUUCUAAAUAAGAUCUAUACAGAGAUCCACGUUACAAUGGAAGAGACUGGAGAGGUCAACAUGGAACAUGAGGUCAGACAGAUUGAAACAGCAUCCAGGAAACCAGACAGACCAGAAACAACAAUCAGACAAGAAGACAUCUUUAAAGCCUCACCUGGAAGAGAUGAACCAAUCAGAACAGUGAUGACAAAGGGAGUGGCUGGCAUUGGGAAAACAGUCUUAACACAGAAGUUCACUCUGGACUGGGCUGAAGACAAAGCCAACCAGGACAUACAGUUCACAUUUCCAUUCACUUUCAGAGAGCUGAAUGUGCUGAGAGAGAAAAAGUACAGCUUGGUGGAACUUGUUCAUCACUUCUUUACUGAAACCAAAGAAGCAGGAAUCUGCAGGUUUGAAGAGUUCCAGGUUGUGUUCAUCUUUGACGGUCUGGAUGAGUGUCGACUUCCUCUAGACUUCCACAACACUGAGAUCCUGACUGAUGUUACAGAGUCUACCUCAGUGGAUGUGCUGCUGACAAACCUCAUCAGGGGGAACCUGCUUCCCUCUGCUCGCCUCUGGAUAACCUCUCGACCUGCAGCAGCCAAUCAGAUCCCUCCUGAGUGUGUUGACAUGGUGACAGAGUUAAGAGGGUUCACUGACCCACAGAAGGAGGAGUACUUCAGGAAGAGGUUCACAGAUGAGAAGCAGGCCAGCAGAAUCAUCUCCCACAUCAAGACCUCACGAAGUGUUCACAUCAUGUGCCACAUCCCAGUCUUCUGCUGGAUCACUGCUACAGUUCUGGAGAAAGUGUUGAAGACCAGAGAGGGGGGAGAGCUGCCCAAGACCCUGACUGAGAUGUUCAUCCACUUCCUGGUGGUUCACUUCAAACUGAAGAACGUCAAAUAUGAUAAAAGAACAGAGACGGAUCCACAUUGGAGUCCAGAGAGCAGGAACAUGAUUGAGUCUCUGGGAAAACUGGCUUUUGAGCAGCUGCAGAAAGGCAACCUGAUCUUCUAUGAAUCAGACCUGACAGAGUGUGGCAUCGAUAUCAGAGCAGCCUCAGUGUACUCAGGAGUGUUCACACAGAUCUUUAAAGAGGAGAGUGGACUGUACCAGGACAAGGUCUUCUGCUUCAUCCAUCUGAGUGUUCAGGAGUUUCUGGCUGCUCUUCAUGUCCAUCUGACAUUCAUCAACUCUGGAGUCAAUCUGCUGGCAGAAGCAAAGUCCUGUGGGGCUGAGGUACAGACGAACAAACAUGAACCAACAAAUCUCUAUCAGACUGCUGUGGACAAGGCCUUACAGAGUCCAAAUGGACACCUGGACUUGUUCCUCCGCUUCCUUCUGGGUCUUUCACUAGAAACUAAUCAGGCCCUCCUAAGAGGUCUGCUGACACCGACAAGAAAUUGCUCACAGACCACUCGGGAAACAAUCCAGUACAUCAAGAAGAAAACCACUGAGAAUUUCUCACCAGAGAGAAGCAUCAAUCUGUUCCACUGUCUAAAUGAACUGAAGGACCGUUCUCUAGUGAAUGAGAUUCAGUGGUACCUGAAAUCAGGAAGUCUCUACACAGCUAAACUCUCUCCUGCUCAGUGGUCAGCUCUGGUCUUCAUCUUACUGUCAUCAGAAAAAGAUCUGGACAUGUUUGACCUGAAGAAAUACUCUGCUUCAGAGGAGGCUCUUCUGAGGCUGCUGCCAGUGGUCAAAGCUUCCAACAAAUCUUUGCUGAGUCUUUGUAAACUGUCAUGGAGAAGCUGUGAAGCUCUGUCCUCAGUUCUCAGCUCCCAGUCCUCUAGUCUGAGAGAGCUGGACCUGAGUAACAACGACCUGCAGGAUUCAGGAGUGAAGCUUCUCUCUGCUGGACUGAAGAGUCCACACUGUGUAUUAGAAACUCUCAGUCUCUCAGGCUGUCUGAUCACAGAGGAAGGCUGUGUUUCUCUGGCCUCAGCUCUGAGUUCCAACCCCUCCCAUCUGAGAGAGCUGGACCUGAGCUAUAACCAUCCAGGAGACUCAGGAGUGAAACUGCUGUCUGCUGGACUGGAUGAUCCACACUGGAGACUGGACACUCUGAGGGUGGACAACGGUGGAGAACACAGGCUCAAACCUGGACUGAGAAAGUAUUUCUGUGAACUCACGGUGGACCCAAACACAGUGAACAGAUUCCUUAAACUGUCUGACAACAACAUGAAGGUGACUCGGAUGAGAGAGUGUCAGUCAUAUCCUGAUCAUCCAGAGAGAUUUGAUGACUCCUGUCACCUGCUGUGUAGCAAUGGUCUGACUGGUCGCUGUUACUGGGAGGUUGAGUGGGAAGGGGAAGUUCAUGUAGCAGUGACUUACAGAAGAAUCAGCAAAAGAGGAAACAGCAAGGGCAGCAGGUUUGGAAGGAAUGAUCUCUCCUGGAGUCUGGGUUGCUUUGGUGAUGGUUACUCUGUUUUUCACAAUAGUAGAAGAACAGACCUUCAUCCUUCCUCUUCUUCCUCCGGUAGAGUAGCAGUGUAUGUGGACUGUCCUGCUGGGACUCUGUCCUUCUACAGAGUCUCCUCUGACACACUGAUCCACCUCCACACCUUCUACACCACAUUCACUGAAUCUCUUUAUCCUGGGUUUGGGUUUCGCACAUUUGACUCCUCAGUGUUUCUGUGUUCUCUAGGUUAGAGAGUCUCCUCUGUAGAAAAACUCUCAUACUGCUGACUAAAGAUGGCUGCUUAUGUGGUAUUAAGUCAUAGUAUUUAAAGACCUGUCAAUCCAUUUGGGACUUAUAACAGAUUCCAAUAAUUUGAUUUAAAUUUUGGUACUGGAUGGAGCAUCACUUUGUUUUACAAUAUCAAAAUAACAUUUGCUUUUUCUAUAUUACAAAAGAUGAAAAGACGAAAAACAUAAUUAAACUCAAUAUAGAACAGUUUAGGGUGACCAGAUGAGAAUGAGUGAAACUCCCUGUAAAAACACCAGACAAACAAACAAAUUGAUUGAGAGUUUUCUCGUUUGAAGUCUUUCCUUCUGGUGACAACAACAGAUUGUUGCUCAUCUCACCCAUAUGCGAUAAUUAUUAAUGACAAUUUGGCAUUGCUCCAAAAUACAUAAUAGUACACUGCAAUAUUUUUUAAUAUUAGUGUCACUAAUCUAUUACUCUCACUGGUUCAGGAUAGGAUGGGCUGUCCCAAAUGUUUCAGGUCACCUUAGUGCAAUAUCCAGUGGACAUUAGAGGAAAUGCAGUUUAACGCACUUCAGCUCUGACGUCAACGGUCUGCUGAUGAGGCUGCUGAUUGGUCAAGUUGCAGACAUCACCAUAUCGCCAUCCACAAUGAGCCAUGUUGUUAUCAAAAAUAAUAGAUUAUCCUGCUUUAACCACUGCUACUUCUCAGUGAUCAAAGUUUUAUUUGUAUGAAGGAAUCACGGAAAUGUAUUGUUAUACACCACAAGAAUGUGUAACGGACUGACAAUUUGCAGUUCCUUCUUAUUUUCAUUCAUAUUUUGAGUUAACACACGUAAACAGUGGUUUUUAUUCAACAUUUUUCCGUUUUAUAUUAUAAAUCCAGUGUUCAGUCACUUUGUUCGAGCUUCUCAGAAACACAAAUAUAUGUUUUUUGUAUUUUUAUUAACAUCUGUGUAAUCAUCUCAAUCAUCUGAUUUUUUUUUUUAUCUUUGAUUUUAACAAACUGCAUCAAGUAAAUUAGCCAAUCUUCAUUGAGUUGUUAAUCUUUGUUUUAAGUUCUUAUUUCGGAAACAAGCUCAGAAAAGAUUCAUUGUUUGGAAGUGUUUGAUUUAUUCUAAAGCUGAUAUCUGCUGAAUCACAUGUGUAUUACUGUUCAGCAUAUACAACAUUUAGACCAAAUCUAAAUUAUAUCAACAUUGUGAUGUUUGGAUAUCUUCUUCAAUAAAUGUUAUGAGACAAAAACUGAA
Dicentrarchus labrax (European seabass) is the source of this 4996-nucleotide messenger RNA. Its product is annotated as NACHT, LRR and PYD domains-containing protein 14-like. Gene Ontology annotation, molecular function: protein binding. Bases 755 to 3751 code for a protein of 998 amino acids. The transcript has 7 exons. Lineage: Eukaryota; Metazoa; Chordata; Actinopteri; Moronidae. The record is from RefSeq and is a predicted model, not a curated record.